AUGCAAGACCUUAAAAAGACCUCUCAGCGCACGUGUUGGAAGGAAUCAAAAAAAAAGACUUCAAAAACCAUUCAUUCAUUGGUGAACAAACUCCAAGUGGGAAUCUCUCCAAAUAAACAGAGAUUAAUGACUCAUAAAGAAUCAUUCUUGGAAAGGUGUGCACAGUACAUUCUCUCUCCGGUUGAAUCUAUUGAUCGUUUACCAAGCUUUAAUAUCAACUCUACCAUCGGAAAGGUUAUAAUUCUCGUUUCUAUUUCCAUUGGAUCACUCUCCUUAAUUUCUAAAUUAUACAUUCCUAUUAUGAGUUAUUUCAUGAACCGAAAAACCAAAAGAAAGGAAGUGCAACCCGAAUCAAGCUCAAGCAUGAACUCACCCUUCAAAAACAAACCAUCCGAGUGUCUUUCUCAAUUGAAUAUGAGAGAGUUUUGGUAUCCUGUAUGCUUUUCGGAACAAGUCUCCCUCAAAGAUCCAAAACCCUACUCUUUCAAACUACUAGGAGAACCUUUGAUACUGUUUCGAGUGGAGGACGGUUCGGUGGAAUGUUGCUUGGAUUUAUGUCCACAUCGAUCAGCGAAACUCUCCACUGGAGUUGUCAAUGAAUUUGAGGGAAAGCGUUCUGUUGAAUGUGCCUAUCAUGGAUGGCGUUUUGGUAAGAAUGGAGAAUGCCAUCGAAUUUCCUCUGUCGAAUCAUCUCGCAUGCAAGGAGUAUGUAGCACAGUGAAAGCACAAACAAGGAGCACGUAUGAAUUUGCUGGAAUGAUAUGGGUAUGGCCAAGCACAGUUUCAAAAGCAAAUCCUGACUUGAUUCCAAGAGAGCUAUUUCGUGAAGAGUUUUUGGAAGGAAGCGAGAAACCCUAUGUCAUGCUUCAACGAAACAGGGAUAUUCCUUGUCACUAUUCACUCGUGAUUGACAAUUUAUUGGAUAUGUGUCAUCUGGAUUUUACGCAUGAUGGAUCUCUAGGUAAUCGGACGAAGGCAACUCAGAUUAAGGCAGAAUUAGUGGUGUCCCAUCAGGUUCCAAUGCAAGAUGCCAAACGAGGUAAUCUUCCUUCUGAAAUGAAUUGGGAUCGAACCAUUCACGAAGGUUCGUUCAUGUAUCGUGUCACAAAACCAGAGUUUCAACAAGUGGGAUUGAAGAAAGAUUUUGCCAAUUUAACAAGUUUCAUUCCACCAUGUUUUGUUCGGCUCGACAACACUGACUAUGUUGGUAGCAUUAAUUCUUCGAACCAUACUGGAGAGAAGAGUAGGGAAGGACCUAAACUCACUCAAGUGUUUUGCAUGAUUCCGACCGAGGAGAACAAACAUCGAGUGCUCAUUCGAUUUUAUUCCACAAUUCCAGUCUUGAACUACCUGAACAAAAUUCCAUUCGUUUAUAAUAGGCUUGUUAAAAAGGCAGAUCAAAUAUUGGAUGAGGAUUUAGAGUUGUUGUUUGGUAUUCAGGAAAACAUCACCAAGCAUGGAGCCAAGAUCUACAAUCGAAUUAUGAAUGCUGACAGUUGCAUCAAAUCCUAUCGAGACUGGGAAAAGAAGAUGCUUCAUCAUAACGAGAACAUGUGGUUUCAGGGGUUUGAUCAAAUAGACAUGGAGGAUUUGGCCUAA
Molecule: messenger RNA, 1599 nt
Organism: Naegleria lovaniensis
Lineage: Eukaryota; Heterolobosea; Eutetramitea; Acrasida; Naegleriidae
Exons: 1
Coding region: 1-1599 (532 amino acids)
Molecular function (GO): 2 iron, 2 sulfur cluster binding; oxidoreductase activity
Source: RefSeq, a predicted model, not a curated record